UGCCAAGAGGUCAAAACCUUCAGAAGAAAUCAGGUUCUUUGGGAAUCUUUUCUGUGCAGCAGCAGAGAGAGAACAGCAGACAGGAGAGAGGAUACCAAAGAUGUUAUCAUCAGUGUGCACAUAUCAAACAUUCCCUCUGAAAGAAAAAUGGUGUGAUUUCCUGUUGGACCUGUAUUCUUAUGAUACUAAAACAGCCUUGAGUGUCCUUCCCUCAUUACAGUCAGUUUUCCAGUCAGCUUUCUACUUAGCUCCUGCAGUCUGGUCCAUAAACCUCUCAGAGAGAAAGACCUCUGUCCUCCUGGAAGUGCUGAAACUCCAAAAAGAGAAGAAAGAAGUGGAGCUGACAGGCUGCUCACAUGAAGAGAGUGAAGUGAGGAGUUUCCUGCAGUGUCUGCCUUAUAUUUCAGAGCUCAGUGUUUGCCAUGAGAUGUUGGAUGAAAAAGCAGUCAGGUUCUUUGGGAAUCUGUUCUGUGCAGCAGCUGAGAGAGAACAGCAGACACGAAAGAAGACACUGAAGUUGCUAUCAUCAGUGUGCGCAUAUGAAACAUUCCCUUUAAAAAACAUAAACUUGCAUGACUGUAAAGAACAGGAAUAUCAGUGCAAUUCUCUGCUGGAUCUGUGCUCUCAUGUGAAGGACUGUGAGGCUAAAACAGGCUUGAGUGUCCUUCCAUCAUUACAGUCAGUUCUUUCAGUUCCUGCAGUCUGGUCCAUAAACCUCUCAGAGAGAAAGACCUCCAUCCUCCUGGAAGUGCUGAAACUCCAACCAGAGAAGAAAGAAGUGAAGCUGACAGGUUGCACACAUGAAGAGAGUGAAGUGAGGAGUUUCCUUAAAUGUCUGCCUUAUAUCUCACAGCUCAGUGUUGAUCCUGAGAGGUCAGAUCUUCAUGAAGCAGUCAGGUUCUUUGUGAAUCUGUUCUGUGCAGCAGCAGAGAGAGAACAGCAGACAGGAAAGAAGAUACUGAAGCUGUUAUCAUCAGUGUGCAGAUAUAAAACUUUCCCUAUUAAUGAGAGCUACAUGAUUGUGAAAUAUCAGUGUGACUUCCUGCUGGAUCUGUACUCUCAUAUGAAGGACUACAAGACUAAAACAGGCUUGAGUGUCCUUCCAUCUUUACAGUCAGUUUUACAGUCAGCUCCUGAAGAGUGGUCCUUAAACCUCUCAGAGAGAAAGACCUCCAUCCUCCUGGAAGUGCUGAAACUCCAACCAGAGAAGAAAGAAGUGGAGCUGACAGGCUACUCACAUGAAGAGAGUGAAGUGAGGAGUUUCCUUCAGUGUCUGCCUUAUAUCUCACAGCUCAGUGUUGUUCCUAAGAGGUCGGAUGACCAACAAGGAAGUUUCUUUGGGAAUCUGUUCUGUGCAGCAGCAGAGAGAGAACAGAAGAUAGUGGAGCUGUUAUCGUCAGUGUGUAGAUAUGAAAUGUUCCCUUUUGGUCACUGGUACUUGAUACCAUAUCCAUGUGACUUCCUGCUGGAUCUGUACUCCCAUAUGAAAGACUAUGAGACUAAAAGAAACUUGAGUGUCCUUCCGUUGUUACAGUCAGUUUUACAGUCAGCACCAUCUACCUGGUCCAUAAACCUCUCAGAGAGAAAGAUCUUCAUCUUCCUGGAGGUGCUGAAACUCCAACCAGAGAAGAAACAAGUGCAUGUGAGCAGCUGGCCAGAUGAAGAGAGUGAAGUGAGGAGUUUCCUUCAGUGUCUGCCUUAUCUCUCACAGCUCAGUGUUGAUCCGCGGAAGUCAGAAGCAGUCCGGUUCUUUGGAAAUCUGUUCUGUGCAGCAGCAGAGAGAGAACAGCAGACAGAGAAGAUAUUGGAGUUGUUAUCAUCACUGUCCAGAUUUAAAAUAUUCCGAGGUAUUAGGGCUUGCGGUGGUAAUAGAGAAAGGGACAAGGAUCCAUGUGACUUCCUGCUGAAUCUGUACUCCCAUAUGAAGGACUAUGAGACCAAAACAGGACUGAGUGUCCUUCCAUCAUUACAGUCAGUUUUCCAGUCAGCUGAAGCUGAAGUCUGGUCCAUAAACCUCUCGGAGAGAAAGGCCUCCAUCCUCCUGGAAGUGCUGAAACUCCAACUAGAGAAGAAAGAAAUGGAGCUGACAGGCUGCUCACAUGAAAAGAGUGAACUGAAGAGUUUCCUGCAGUGUCUGCCUUAUAUCUCACAGCUCAGUGUUGAUCCUGAGUGGUCGGAUGAAGCAAAAAUCAGGUUCUUUGUGAAUCUGUUCUGUGCAGCAGCAGAGAGAGAACAGCAGACAGGAGAGAAGAUACUGGAGCUGUUAUCAUCAGUGUGCAGAUACAAAGGAUUCACUUUGAAAGAAAAAUGGCUUGAUUUUCUAAUGGACACGUACACUUUUGAGACUGAAACAGGCUUGAGCGUCCUUCCAUCAUUACAGUCCGUUUUCCCAUCAGUAGUUUGGUUCAUAAACCUCUCAGAGAGAAAGACCUCCAUCCUCCUGGAAGUGCUGAAACUCCAACCAGAGAAGAAACACGUGGAGCUGACAGGCUGCUCACAUGAAGAGAGUGAAGUGAGGAGUUUCCUUCAGUGUCUGCCUUAUAUCUCACAGCUCAGUGUUGAUCCUGAGAGGUCAGAUGAAGCAGUCAGGUUCUUUGGAAAUCUGUUCUGUGCAGCAGCAGAGAGAGAACAGCAGACAGGAGAGAAGAUACUGGAGCUGUUAUCAUCACUGUGCACAUAUCAAACAUUCCCUGUUCAUGAGAGAGACAGGGUUGCAGAGUAUCAGUGUGAUUUCCUGCCGGAUCUGUACUCCCAUGUGAAGGGAUGUGAGACAGGCUUGAGUGUCCUUCCAUCAUUACAGUCAGUUUUCCAGUCAACUCCUGCAGUCUGGUCCAUAAACCUCUCAGAGAGAAAGACCUCCAUCCUCCUGGAAGUGCUGAAACUCCAAUCAGAGAAGAAACAAUUGAGUCUAACAGCUUGGUCAGAUGAAGAGAGUGAAUUGAGGAGUUUCCUUCAGUGUCUGCCUUAUAUCUCACAGCUCAGUGUUGAUGCUUGGACGUCAGAUUGUGAUGAAAAAGUCAGGUUCUUUGGGAAUCUGUUCUGUGCAGCAGCAGAGAGAGAACAGCAGACAGGAGAGAAGAUACUGGAGCUGUUAUCAUCAGUGUGCACAUAUCAAACAUUCCCUUUUAAUCACAGAGACAUGCAUGGUGAUAUUAAUUAUAUUGUUAAUUUUGAUCAUAUGAAGAAAUAUCAGUGUGAUUUCCUGCUGGAUCUGUACUCCCAUGUGAAGGACUGUGAGACUAAAACAGGUUUGAGUGUCCUUCCAUCAUUACAGUCAGUUUUCCAGUCAGCUCCUGCAGUCUGGUCCAAAAAACUCUCAAAGAGAAAGACCUCUGUCCUCCGGAAAGUGCUGAAACUCCAAUCAGGGAAGAAAGAAGUGAAGCAGACAGGCUCCUCAUAGUGAAGUGAGAAGUUUGCCCAGUCACCAAUGAUUUGGAAAGAAGGAACUUGUAAUUCAAAUAAGGCCAUCCUCACUGUAACCCAUGAUAAGAAACUCACGUUGUCUUUCAUGAGAAAGAUUUAAGAAGCACCUUAAAUUUGUGAAGCACAGCUGGAUGAUAGUGAUGGUUCUACAUAAGAUCUAAUUUAAAGAAGAAAAAGGUCUUCUCUAUGAGUGAUAA
This is a messenger RNA of Pelmatolapia mariae (spotted tilapia), 3620 nucleotides long. RefSeq lists its product as uncharacterized. NCBI's taxonomy places the organism in Eukaryota, Metazoa, Chordata, Actinopteri, Cichliformes, Cichlidae. The coding region runs from base 101 to 3400 and encodes 1099 amino acids. The transcript is spliced from 8 exons. The record is from RefSeq and is a predicted model, not a curated record.